CCAUCUCUUUCAAAGCAUAUAUACGCACACAAUAAACGGUGUUAUAUCAUCAUACUAUAACUGGUAAGGCCCAUAACCAAAGAAAAAAAGAAGAUUCUCUCUCUACUAUUCUAAUCUCCGACGAAGAAACAGAGUUGUAUGGCAAGCGGAUCGAAGAGCUCUCAGUUGAUCACCGGCUUAAGGAAGCAACUCGUGAACGCCAUAUUUCCACGCGCUUCCCCACGCGCCACAGCUUCGGCCUCAGCUCUCUUGGCUUCACGUAGGAAUGGUCAUUCCUCGGGGUAUGACAAGAACGUGGAGGAUGAGUUGCAGGCAAGUGCAGUACCUGAGGACGUCGUAAAGCCAGAUUCUGAUAAAUAUUGGUCUCCUCAUCCUCAAACCGGAGUCUUUGGUCCCUCCACGACUGAGGACAGUCCUGCCGCGGAGGCUGCUCGCCAGAACUCGGCGGUGAUGGAGGAGACUGCUUGGUUUCGUCCGACGAGUCUCGAGGAUUCAGACAAGACUCACCAUGUUUAAGUCUCUCACUCUCCGUCAGUUUGUUGUGUCUUCCGAUGUAAUGCUGUAAUAAAAUUCUAAGUGGAGAAACUGUAUGUCAAGUAGUGUCCUGUAUAAACUUUUCGGUUCUGUUAUGUCUGAACUCUGAAGUCCUUUUUUUUUUUCGGGUCAAAUAUGUCUGAAGUGUAUUUGUCGGACGGAAUCAUAUUGAAACGAUUUAAAUGAAAUUCGGUUAGUUUGAACGUAAACAAA
Eutrema salsugineum is the source of this 747-nucleotide messenger RNA. Its product is annotated as late embryogenesis abundant protein At5g17165. Bases 139 to 516 code for a protein of 125 amino acids. The transcript is spliced from 2 exons. The record is from RefSeq and is a predicted model, not a curated record. Lineage: Eukaryota; Viridiplantae; Streptophyta; Magnoliopsida; Brassicales; Brassicaceae.